This is a messenger RNA of Planococcus citri (citrus mealybug), 4534 nucleotides long. It is a transcript of the gene fw, whose product is annotated as furrowed. Bases 362 to 3718 code for a protein of 1118 amino acids. The record is from RefSeq and is a predicted model, not a curated record. NCBI's taxonomy places the organism in Eukaryota, Metazoa, Arthropoda, Insecta, Hemiptera, Pseudococcidae. The transcript is spliced from 20 exons.
ACUUGGUCGGUUUUUACUAAACGUAGACAACAAUCCAGUUCCACUUCCAGUACCAGCGACUGGCACUGGCGAUGACGGUGUAUGAUAAUUCGACCAACUUCAUCAUCAGUAUCUGAUUGUCUUCCAAGGUGUUGAACCGCGUCGUAUUCGAACCAUCGAGUGAACGUUUUACGUCUUCGUGAUACCUUCGAGUUCUUCCAUGUGUUCCAGCUGCUCUCAGGUUGGAAAUUAAAGAUGUGAUAGUUCGGGGGUGAAUUCAAUUUUUCGACCAAAUAAUGCGUGUUUUUUCUUACUGUGUCGUUGCUAUUUUUUUAAGUGUUAAUUAGUGAAUAGAAUUAGUGUUUUGUUAUGCCGGUAAGCUAUGUUCAUGGUGGUCUCGAAACUAAGACCUAGAAGGAUAUCAGUUGGUCUUACAUUUAUUCUGUACGUACUGUUAUGGAUUCGUAAUGCAUAUUGCCAAGAUGGCAAAAUACUUUGCGGAAGUCCAGCUGUGCCGGUGAACGCCCACGUGAGCGUAUCUUCAGAAGUGCCAAUACCAGGUUCCAUUGCAACUUAUGCAUGCGACGAUGGAUACGAAUUGUUCGGGUCAAAAACAGCCGAAUGUUCGUCGAACGGAGUAUGGAUCGGAGAUUUACCUUUCUGCGGUGUGAACGUGGCAGUUCGAAGGCCGACCAAUCAGUCGUCAACUGUACGAGGUGGAGGUGCUGCAAAUGCCAACGAUGGCGAAAAAACCACCGUCCACGAUGGCAAAAGAUGUACGGAAACGAUGAAGGAAACCUCACCCUGGUGGCAGGUUGAUUUAUUGAAGCCAUAUCCUAUCCGUGUCGUCAGAGUUACCACUAGAGGAUGUUGCGGACAUCAGCCAUUACAAGAUCUUGAAAUCAGAGUCGGUAAUAGUAGCUUGGAGUUGCAAAGGAAUCCGUUAUGCGCCUGGUUUCCAGGCACCAUAGAGGAAGGUGUAACCAAAACGUUUACUUGCGCUCGUACCAUAAUUGGGCAACAUGUGUUUAUACAACUGGUUGGAACCGAAGGCUCGUUAUCUGUAUGCGAAGUAGAAGUAUUCACUACUGAUGAAUUUAGUAACGACCGUUGCGCACCUACUGGACUUUCGAACGAUGCUGAACUGGCAUCUUUUAGCAGAACGUGCUACGAGUUCAAUGUCGGUAAAGGAGGAUCGUUCGACGAAGCCAGAGCCAGAUGUAGACAAAAUAACGGCGAUUUGCUGCACGGAUUCAAAGGUGCUACGACCUCUUUCCUUAUGGGUGAAUUGGAAAGGAGGAAGGAUAAAAUGAAAACUCAGCUGGUUUGGAUCGGAGCCCAAAAAGAACCUGGGGUGUUGUCGAGGACGUGGAAAUGGGUCGAUGGUGAGGUCAUCAGUAAGCCAUCGUGGGGUAAAGAUCAGCCUAAUAAUUAUAACGGUGAACAGAACUGCGUUGUGCUCGAUGGAGGAAGAAACUGGCAGUGGAAUGAUGUGGGAUGUAAUUUAGAUUACUUGUUGUGGAUUUGCCAGAAUAAACCUUCAUUUUGCGGCAGCGCCGAUAAGAAAGUCAAUACGACGAUAGUAGGAAACGAGAGAGCGAUCGGUGCUGUGAUCGAAUAUCGAUGUCCGGAAGAUUACGUAAUAAUUGGCGAUCGAAACAGGACAUGUACCAAAGAUGGCUUCUGGUCUGGUCAAGCACCUUCUUGCACGUAUGUGAACUGUGGUCCUUUACGUGGCAUAGAGAAUGGCGACGUAAUCUUAGUGAAUAAUCGAACGACUUACGAUGCGAAAGCAGUCUACAAAUGCCAUUUAAAUUACACUCUGGUUGGCCAAGAUAGCAGGAAAUGUACUGAAGAAGGUGUUUGGUCCGGUCAACCACCUCAGUGCUUGUACGACUGGUGCCCGGAACCACCCCAAAUUCAAGGCGGUACUGUCACCACGAAUGGUAAACGAACCGGAUCCAAAGCCACUUAUAAAUGCCAUACAGGAUACAUAUUAUUCGGUCACCAGGAAUUGACCUGCGACGUGGGCGGAGAAUGGUCUGGUAAAGCUCCCUCGUGCCGUUACAUCGAUUGCGGUACACCAGCGAUGAUUGAAAACGGUCAAUUCCAACUAGUCAACGGGUCAACGACCUUCGGCAGCAUUGUCGAGUACUCGUGCACCGAAGAUUACUGGCUAGAGCCUCAAAACCGCCGAAGACAGAUGUGCCUCAGGGAGGGAAAAUGGUCCUCCGAGGCUCCGACCUGCGAACUGAUAACUUGUGGCGAGCCUGAGCUACCUGCAGGUGGAUACGUGGUCGGUUAUGAUUUCAAUGUGCAUUCGAAAAUCGAAUUCCAUUGCGAACCCGGGUACUUGCUGAUUGGUCAAAGUUUACUCGAAUGUACUACGCAGGGUGAAUGGAACGUGAAUCCUCCUACGUGUCAAUAUAUCGAUUGCGGUAAAAUACCUCCUCUGGUUUACGGAUCGAUUAAUUAUUUGAAUAAUACGACUCAUUUGGACUCUGAGAUCUCAUACAGCUGUGUUCGAAACUACCGAUUGGUCGGAUCUCCUACGCGUAAAUGUCUAGAAAAUCAAUCGUGGAGUGGAACUGCUGCUCGAUGCGAAGAGAUCAGAUGCCCCGAACCAGUGGUGCCAGAUCACAGCAUAAUAUCGGUGACAGGAAACGAUCGAGUAUAUGGACGAACGUCGAUUCGAACAUCGAACGAUGCCUCUAGCCAAACUACCUAUAAAAUCGGAGCUUUAGUCAAGUAUCGUUGCGAAAGAGGGUAUAAAAUUUUAGGCGAAUCUUUGAGCACUUGCGAAGAUGACGGUACAUGGAGUCGAGAAGUACCCCAAUGUCUUUUUGUUGAUUGCGGUCUGCCAGAGAGUGUGGAACAUGGACAAUAUAUUUUGGUAUCGAAUGUUACCUAUUAUGGUGCUGCUGUGUUAUACGAAUGUGAUCCUAACUACCAGCUGGAUGGCCAUACUCGAAGAUUGUGUAUGGAAAAUGGCACCUGGAGUUCUGAAAGUCCAUCUUGUAAAGAGGUAUUAUGUUCUGAACCAGAAAGCAGUGAUAGUAUAUCAGUAAAAGUUUACAAACACAGUGUCGGAGGCAUUGCUCAAUAUUCUUGCGCCAAAGGCUUUUAUAUGGAAGGAAAUGCAAGCAGAGAAUGUCUCAGUAAAGGUAGCUGGAGCGGUAGAACACCUGUUUGUAAACCCAUAGUUUGCGAUCAUCCUCCACCCAUUGAUAAUGGACGAGUCAUCAUAGUCAAUAACUCCAGGACGUAUAACAGCGCCAUCGAGUACCACUGUGUUCCUCAUUAUCAACGUGUAGGUCCAUAUUUGCGAAAAUGCAUGGAUAACGGACGGUGGUCGGGAGAAGAACCAAAAUGCGAAUUAAUCAAAGCAGACGGACGAGAAAGUCAAACGGUCAGUUUCUUCAUUAGUAUCGGUAUCGGAGCCAUUCUAUUCCUUUUAUUCCUGCUCGGAGUCGUGUAUUUAAAACUGAAAAAACCUAAACCAGUGAAAAACACAGAAAACGUGCAAGGAGCUAAUAAAAAAGAAGAAGAAGGAGCUGCUGCAAUGUCUUACGCUAGUCUGAGCGACGGUAAUGCCAGCAAUAUCUACGAACACAUACCUGGAAGCGAAGACAGUAUGUACGAUUCUCCUUACGAAGGUCUAAGUCACUACGAACCAUCGCCCAUAUCUGGUCGCAGUAACGCGGCCACAGUCACCAUUAACGGAGUAGCUGUCCGUUAAUUAUUAUUGACCGAUUACCUUUUUUGUUUAUGUGUUUUUUUCUCUCCUUUUGUUUGGUUAAAAUUUUUUUAUCUCGUAUUAUUACGUAUGCGUCUGGAUCUCCACGUUAUUUAUUUAUUUUACAAGUACGCUCGCUCGGUUCGGUCCGAGUCGACAUAUGGGAUGUUAUAUGAGAAAUGGAAUCAGUUCCUUCGAAAUCGAAAAUAUUACUCGUCGUGGAUUCAUCUCACUAUAAUAUAUUAUAUAACCAUUAUCAUCUCGUCAUCGUAUGUGUGUGUGUGUGUGAGUCGGAGUCGUGAUCUAUCAAUCUACACGUUUUCGUUUCCCCUCCCUCCCUCCAUCCCUCUUUGAUGACAUUCAUUCGCAGCGAAUAAUUAAUCACAAAAAUUGAGGCUAGUCUUUCGUUGAUUUUAUAUAGGUAGAUAACAUUUUUGUUGAAUGUGAUAAUCGUGUACAUUAUGAUUGUAUAAACUAUUUUCUUGUUUUCGUAUAUUUUUAUAUUGUUUUAUAAGUUUUUCUUUUUUUUUUUGUUUAAUUUUUUUUCUCUGUCUCGUGAACAAAAAACAUAUAAUUUUGUAUAUAAUUUUAGCAUAAGUAGGUAUGUAUUUUAUAGAACGAGUUUUUUAUUUUAUAUACCUACCUGCUAACUACGUUCGCAUUGAAUAAUAAAAAAUGUGAUAUUUUUACUGUACGAAAGGUUGAAGAAAUUUUUCUCACAAAUUUCUCUCAUUACGACUUUGAAGUUGUAAUCAAUUGUGUAAAUUAAAUGUUUUGGAUUAUCAUCACUGAAAAUAAAAAAUAAAGUUUACGUUUUUA